AUGUCUGAAUACUCUUUCGACGGACGACGCCUCCGGCGGCCUCUUCCUGCCUCAACCGUCUUCCACGGCGGCUCUACGACGGGUGCCGUUCCCCGUGGCCUCCCUGCGUACGGUCCUUGGGUCGAGCCCGGCCUUCCUCGUACUCAGGCUUUCGCCCCCCCUCGGGACGAGUCGUUACCCCCAGAGCGUGUCUUUCACGCCCCUCCUCAGCGAAUCGCCCAUCCUAUUCAAACGCCAACGCGAAAUCACGCUCAUGAACACUUUGCCCUCGAAACACAGGACUUCUGCACCCCGCAUUCUGCCAAGGCUUUGCCCCCAGCCGACUCCUAUGGCGCUGCUCCCUUUCCAUAUCAAACAGAUCCCAGCAACUCGGCGCACUACCCCUCUGGUCCUCCUGCUGCCCCCGCGCGAUGA
Messenger RNA from Pleurotus ostreatus (oyster mushroom), 414 nucleotides. RefSeq lists its product as uncharacterized. The transcript has a single exon. NCBI's taxonomy places the organism in Eukaryota, Fungi, Basidiomycota, Agaricomycetes, Agaricales, Pleurotaceae. The record is from RefSeq and is a predicted model, not a curated record. Bases 1 to 414 code for a protein of 137 amino acids.